AUGGUGCUGAACCCGACUUAUUUGGCACAGCGGACGCGCUCAUCCGUCAAUUGGGGAGAUGCAAAAAAGAGAGUAUUGAAGUCAUAUCGGGAAUGGCUUAGGGCGUCGCCUGAGAUCCAAACAAUGUACUCGCUCAACAUUCCCGUCUCCGCUAUCCGUACAAAGAUCCGACAGGAGUUUGAACGCCAUCGAUACGUUAACCAGUUAGCCGCUGUCGAUGUGCUUCUAUUCCAGAGCCAUGCUGAAUAUCAGGAAACUCUGAAUUACUGGAAGCAGCUCUCUCAUGUGAUGAAAUACUUCCGUGUUGAGGAGGAUCCAACGGCAAAGCUCCCCAAAAACUUCAUGCAGGGCUUUCUAGAAGUACGUAAACUUAUCCCCUCAUGGAAUCGCACUCUUAUUUUACUCUCAUUGCUUGUAUCAUGUUUGGCUAAGAUCAGACGAUCAAUUACAGGGUCGGAAUUGAAGUACUCUUCUGCGUUCUGCCUCUUACUUCUAUCUCCUUUGGGGUUUCUCUUCGCGUACCAUAGAAUGUACAUAUGUUCAAUCACGCAAUGCACUUGA
This is a messenger RNA of Coccidioides posadasii C735 delta SOWgp, 561 nucleotides long. The record is from RefSeq and is a predicted model, not a curated record. Lineage: Eukaryota; Fungi; Ascomycota; Eurotiomycetes; Onygenales; Onygenaceae.